Trypanosoma grayi is the source of this 717-nucleotide messenger RNA. RefSeq names its product dynein arm light chain. The coding region runs from base 1 to 717 and encodes 238 amino acids. NCBI's taxonomy places the organism in Eukaryota, Euglenozoa, Kinetoplastea, Trypanosomatida, Trypanosomatidae. Gene Ontology annotation, molecular function: dynein heavy chain binding. Gene Ontology annotation, cellular component: axoneme. The record is from RefSeq and is a predicted model, not a curated record. The transcript has a single exon.
AUGUCAGCAACUUCGCGGCCAACGCUAGUGAAGUAUGAGACGCCAGUGCUGCUCUCCGAGGUGAAGCGCAAAAAGGCGCUCAAGGACGCCAAGAAGAAGGGUCAGCUGGGCCCGCAACUUGCCCCACAACCGGAGGACGUCUUGUACAGCAUCAUUCCCCCACGUGAGUAUGAAGAAGAUGCACAGAAGUGGGUCCAGUUCGUCUCCAGCACCCCGGCAACGCGGCUCGAUGUCAUUAAUCUGCAGGAGCACCUCGAUGCCCUCCUGAAGGAGCGGCAGGCGCGCGAGACGGGUAUCUGCCCCGUGCGGGAGGAGCUCUACCGCCAGGUCUUCGAGGAGCUCAUUCGUCAGGUGACAGUCAACUGCGCGGAGCGUGGCUUGUUGUUGCUACGGGUGCGGGAUGAGCUACGCAUGACGCUUGACGCCUACCGCUCGCUCUAUGAAAGCAGUGCGGCGUUCGGCAUGCGCAAGGCCCUGCAGGCUGAGCAGAGUAAGAUUGAGAUGGAGGCGAGGAUCCGUGCCAUGGAGCGCGAGAGGGAGGAGUUGAAGCAGCAGGUGGAGGAGCUCGAGGCCCGCUGCGAGGCCAUUCAAGAGCAGGAGGAGGAGCGGCGUCUGGAGGAGGAGAAGAAGCACAACGAUGAGGUAGCAUUCUUCCGCCGCACGUAUCAAACACUCACGGCUAACCUCCAGACUGUGUGCAACCCCGCAAAGACAUAG